AACUUAUCGGUUGGACGAUUUAAUGAAAUAUCUUCAAAAUCGAAAAAUACGAAAUAGUGCUGCUCCAAAACGUUUGGAUGAGUGCAUAUAUACUCCGUUUUCCUUCCGUCCACCUAAACCACCAACUACUGCUGAUCUUUUAGGCAUUGACGAUGUAAUAAUCCCUUCUCAAGAACAAUCAAUUCCUGAAGUUAUUUUCUUUGAUUACGGUGUUGUUGUCAUCUGGGGCAUGAAAGAAGUUGAAGAAAAAAAUCUAUUACGGGAAUUAGUUGCCUUCGAGGACGAAAAAUUAUCUGAAGAGGAUGUUGAAACUGAAGAAUUUCAUUUUCAUUACGAUGCUUCUUAUCAGCCAAGAAUCUAUAAUGAUGUGAUUACUCUUAAACAUCCCGGCAAUUAUAUGGUGAAAGUUACAAUAUCUCACGCGAUUGCUCAAUCUGUCAAAAUGACCUUAUUUGAAGGAUUAAUUGAAGAUACAAUCGAAGCUACAAAACAUAUUCCAAUAACAAUGGCGGAAACGGGUAAAGUCUCUAUGUCAAGAACCGCCAUUACCAAAAAAAUUGGUCAGUUGUUCAUAAUGCGAAUAAAUAUCAAUUUAGUUAGCAAUAUUUUAGAUACUCCUGAAAUUUUUUGGUCUGAGCCUGCUUAUGAACCGUUAUACGAAGCUAUAAGAGGUUAUCUUGAAAUCUCUCAACGGGUCGAACUACUCAAUCAAAGAGUGGCUGUUAUAAGCGAUCUCUUAGAUAUGCUUAAAGAACAUUUAACAAGUUCACACGGCGAACAACUCGAAUGGAUAGUAAUUAUUCUUAUCG
Molecule: messenger RNA, 809 nt
Organism: Dentiscutata heterogama
Lineage: Eukaryota; Fungi; Glomeromycota; Glomeromycetes; Diversisporales; Gigasporaceae
Source: the annotation of a GenBank genome assembly